ACUCGCCCCACCACGCUCCUCACCGCUCGAUCGCGUGUCUGUCUUCAAAACUGCCUUUCAUGGCCGACCUGCAACACGCCAACCUCUCAAGCGUCUAUCUGACAAUAUCGAUAUGGGUGCAAAUCUCGCCUUUGAUCCCUUUCGCAAGGCCCGGGACGACGAGCCUGUGAAAUUGCUCUGGCGAGAGCGUCUUGAGCAGAGAUGUAAAGAUCGCGUUGCGAACGACCGACGCAAGUCUCGAGAUCGAGAGAGAGGCCUGGAUACAGCAGCUGAUCAGGAUAUGGAAGAGAGCGAGAUAGACUUCCUGGAUGAUGAGCUUAUUCGCCGCGCUGUUGUCGCAGAUGCGCGUCGAAAACAACGUGAUCUGGAGCUGGUUUACGCUCGAGACGUUGGCUCGUCUAUCGACCCAGAUAUGGAAGAUGUGGAUGCUCUCGAGCGUGAGAUUCUCGCUGCAGCACAAGAGCCAGAUUCGGAACCUUCACCACCGUCGUCAGUUCUCAUGGACGAUGACGGUGAUCCCGGUGACUUAUUUGACGCGUACCUCGCUCAGCUCACCGAAGAAGAGAGGACUAGUUCCCUUCCACCAUCCUCUCCUCCAACAAUUCCGUCAUCUCCCCCACCGUUAUCCGAUGACUUUGAUAUGGAUGACUGGGAUACGGAGUUUGCUUUAGAUGAUUAGACGCCG
Molecule: messenger RNA, 685 nt
Organism: Dacryopinax primogenitus
Lineage: Eukaryota; Fungi; Basidiomycota; Dacrymycetes; Dacrymycetales; Dacrymycetaceae
Exons: 3
Coding region: 113-679 (188 amino acids)
Source: RefSeq, a predicted model, not a curated record